Messenger RNA from Perca flavescens (yellow perch), 5031 nucleotides. It is a transcript of the gene naglu, whose product is annotated as N-acetylglucosaminidase, alpha. Lineage: Eukaryota; Metazoa; Chordata; Actinopteri; Perciformes; Percidae. Bases 123 to 2381 code for a protein of 752 amino acids. The record is from RefSeq and is a predicted model, not a curated record. The transcript is spliced from 6 exons.
GAUUGGCCAGCAGCACUUCAGUAAACCAUCAGCUUCCUGGUUAUCUGCAAAUGGACAAAUAAACUUGUUUUUAAACCUGUGCUACGGUGGGAAACUCUGGCUUCAUUUGACUGGGGAUCACCAUGUCACCCAGAAGCGGCUGGAGCCCGGUUCUGCUCGUCGUGUUCUGUCUUUUUGUAACUGUAUGUUGUAAGUUUCCUACCCUAGACCACAUCAAACCGAAAGCCAGCGACAAGACUCAGGGGAGAGCAGUGGUCGAGCUGCUGAGACGCCUGCUCGGGACCAGAUCUCCUGAGUUCCUAGUGUCAGUCAACAGGAGCCUUUCCAACGACAGCCUAGAUGUGUGUGAGCUCAGGUCUUCUAAAAACAACAAGAUAUUCGCUACGGGCAGCACCGGAGUGGCAGUGGCUACUGGCAUUUACAACUAUUUGAAAUAUUUCUGCAACUGCCAUGUUUCCUGGUCUGGUGACCAGCUGGACCUGCCCCGUCCUCUGCCGAGGCUCACCGGCGUCCUGCGCAUCAACACCCGGCACAGGUUCCGGUAUUACCAGAACGUCUGCACUUUUAGCUAUUCCUCUGUGUGGUGGGACUGGCCAAGGUGGGAGAGAGAGAUCGACUGGAUGGCACUCAAUGGAAUCAAUCUGCCGCUGGCUUUCACAGGACAAGAAGCCCUGUGGCAAGAGGUCUACCGAGCUCUUGGGUUAAAUCAGUCGGAGAUUGAAGAGUUCUUCUCUGGCCCGGCGUUUCUCGCCUGGAACCGAAUGGGAAACGUUUUCAAGUUUGGUGGGCCUCUGCCACAGUCCUGGCAUGUGAACCAGCUCUACCUCCAAUUUAAAAUCUUAGAGCGAAUGAGAUCCUUUGGCAUGACUCCUGUGCUGCCAGCCUUCUCCGGGAACAUUCCCAAGGGAAUCCUCAGGUUGUAUCCGGAAGCCAAUGUAACCAGAUUGGGGCCUUGGGCUCACUUCAACUGCAGCUUCUCAUGCUCCUAUAUCUUAGACCCUCGUGACCCACUUUUCCUCCAGAUCGGUUCCCUCUAUCUGUCCCAGGUGGUGAAGCAGUUUGGUACAGAUCACAUCUACAACACUGACACCUUCAAUGAGAUGACUCCCCCCUCCUCUGACCCCAGCUACCUGUCUGCAGUCAGUCGUUCUGUCUUUGCCUCAAUGACCGCAGUUGAUCCUCAGGCAAUUUGGCUGAUGCAAGGCUGGCUGUUCUUCAGUGACGCAGCGUUCUGGAAGCCAGCCCAGAUUCAGGCCCUACUACACGGAGUGCCCCUCGGAAGGAUGAUCGUGCUGGACCUGUUUGCAGAGACCGAGCCAAUUUUCUCCUACACAGAGUCUUUCUAUGGACAGCCCUUCAUCUGGUGCAUGCUGCAGAACUUUGGGGGCAACAGUGGAUUCUUUGGCACUGUGGAGAGCAUCAAUUCAGGGCCCUUCAAAGCCUUACAUUUCCCAAACUCCACCCUGGUGGGCAUCGGCAUGACACCUGAGGGCAUUGAGCAGAAUCCUGUGACGUACGAGUUGAUGAGCGAGCUGGCUUGGCGCAAGGAGCCGGUCAACUUGUCAAAGUGGGCGUCGCUAUAUGCAGUACGCCGCUACGGCAGCACACAAGAGAACCUGACCGCUGCAUGGAGGCUCCUGUUCGCCAGCGUCUACAACUGCACAGUGCCACAUUACCGAAACCACAACCAUAGCCCACUGGUGCGCCGGCCUUCCUUUCGCAUGAAUACUGACCUUUGGUAUGACCCGGCUGAUUUGUACAAAGCCUGGAAACUGAUUAUUGAGGCAGCUCCAUCUCUCAUGUCCAAGGAGACUUUCCGGUACGAUCUUGUGGAUGUGACUCGGCAGGUCCUACAAGUCCUGACAACUAUCUUUUACCAGGAUAUCGCAGAUGCCUUCCAGCACCAAAAGCUGCCGGAGCUGCUGACCGCCGGUGGGGUGCUGGUCUAUGAUCUCUUGCCUGAACUCAAUCGUUUGCUCAGUAGUGACCGCAACUUCCUGUUGGGGACGUGGCUGGAGCGGGCCCGGUCUUUAGCCCUAGAUGAGAAGGAGGCACAGCUCUACGACAUGAACGCCAGAAACCAGCUCACUCUAUGGGGUCCCAGUGGUGAGAUCCUGGACUACGCCAGCAAAGAGUGGGGAGGCCUUAUGGAGGACUACUAUGCCCAGCGAUGGGGCCUUUUUGUUCAUACUCUGGUAGAGUGCCUGGACAGCGGUCAACCAUUCAAGCAGGACGCCUUCAACCAGGCAGUUUUCCAGGUAGAAAAAGGGUUCAUUUACAACGGCCGAAGGUACCCAACCAAGCCUCAGGGAGACGCGUACGAGAUCGCCCACAGAAUCUUCCUCAAGUACUACCCACAGGCCUUGAAGAGACUAGAGUGAGCAGAGACUACAUUUUGAAAAAAACUUGUCUCAAGUCGCAGCAAGAAGAAUGUCUUCCUCCACCUCUGAUUUCCAUGGCUAUCCCAAAACAUCGUAGAAAAUCUAACCAACUCAAUCUACAGGACCAAUCUGUUUGCACAUGUAGUCAAAUCAGUGCUGGAUAGUUGUGCAUGUGGCAGGGGGAAAAGAGUUUUCACACAUCACUUGAGUUUUCAUGAGAUGUUUUGGAUUCCACUGCUCUUAAAGAACUAGUUCAACAUUUUUGGAAAUACACAUAUUUACUUUCCCAGAGUAAAAUGAAAAGAUGGAUUUAUAUCCCAUGCCUGUGUGUUAGGUAUGGAGCUGGAAUCAGGAUGUGGUUAGCCUAGCUUAGCAUAAAGACUGGAAGCAGGGGGAAAUGGAAUAGCCUGGCUCUGUCCAAAGUACAAAACAAGACUAAAGUGGUGUUAUUUACACAGUGUAUAUUGUUUGAUUACGUGUUGGAACUAUUUCUUAACGAACAACCGUGUAUCCAUCCGCCCCACGCCGCUGUGCUGCAUCUCUUACUAUAGCUGGGGUUCAGUGGACUCAGGUUCUGGUCUCUGUGCAGACACCACGGUGCUGUCCAGUUAUCUGGCUGUUUUUAAAUCAGUAACUGACUCGAUCUUGAAAACAACUUAGGAUGACGACCAAGGACACGGUGACAACUCACUGCUUCUCCAGGUUUAUUUAAUUUUCAUAAAUAAAUUUAUAUACAAGGAGUUUGUAGGUAGGUAAUUAGGUUGAAAACCUUUUUAAAUGGAAACAAAGAGAAAACACACACAGUUAGCUCAUUGCUGAAAAGUAAUAAUGUCAUUAGCAUCUAAAUAAACAAUCAGAAGCAAACUUAGUCUUUGAAUAAUUUACAAAGUAAUUAAACACCUCAAUAUAAAUCAAUAUUUUACCGCACCAUAUUGAACCUGAGCACACAAACAAGUUUCAACAAAAUGAAUCCGGUUAAGCAACCACAUUGCUACAAACGUCUUAAGACAGCUACAACUUCAUAAGACAUGAAAAACAAAGCGUACGGCUCAGAAACGAAAUGUGCUUUUUACUUUCUCUCUUAAAUUAAUCCUUUGGUUUCAGAAUCCCCAGAAUAUAAACAAAAAUGCUCACUUACCAAUACUCUGAAGUCUCCUGCACACUGAUGCACCCUUGCAUUUGUCUACUCCUCUCUCUCGCUGCACGGCUGUCGGCACUAACCGCGCUCAUGAAGCCAGCGUCUUUUGUCACCAUUAAACAUUAAAAUACUUUUUUCCGUUCAUGUACAGGUAAACAAAGUGUUAAUUAAAAAGCUUUAGAGGUGUUGGCAGGGUAGAUGUAUUUUGUAAUACUUUGGACAGUCAGACUAGCUGUUCCCUCUGCUUCCGGUCUUUAUGCUAAGCUAGGCUAACCACGUCCUGACUCUACUCUCACGGGAUUAGUACCAUCUGGGGACCCCCACACACACCUGAGUUUUGUGUGGCGCAUUCGCACGGGAUUAGCGAGGCCUGCUUUUACUUUAUUUUCCUGACCUGUACCCAGAGGGUUGGGGGUCGGGGUUCCAUAUCUUUUUUGGCCAGGCCCGGUAGGGGUUACCAGAGGUGCAUACCUUAUCAGGAUUAAGAUCACUGACAACCUCCGUAAUUAUUACAAAUGACUAGAGGUCACCAGGUAAUACUGGUCCUGUGUGAAUAGGGCUUUAUUCUGUGGUUAAUACACAGACAUGAGAUUGAUAUCCAGCGGAACACCUCCCUCGCAUAAAGGAAGCACAAAACAACAUGUUUGACUAGUCCUUUAAAUCCGAGGCACUACACUGUAACUGCUGGUGGACGUUGAAAUGUUUGACUUGCAGGAAACCUUUAGCAAUUAAUGAGAUGGCAUUUUCAGACACUGACACUAUUCAUGCCGAUCAGUUUGAAGUCAAUCUGAAUAUUGUGCCUUAUUCUGAGCUAAUUGAGUGUCAGGCUGUGUGCUUCAUAGCCAUUGCACUAAUUAGCAUCAGGACAAGUGGUCUUGCAUAGUUACAAAACAAUGUGGAUGACUCUGAUCUUGCAUAACAAUUUUCUACUUAAUUUACAAUUUCAUGCUUAUAUGGUGCGUGUGAGUGGACCGUUAACCAGUGAGUUUCUGUACAGGUUUAUUAACAGAGGGAUUUCUUGAAUGCUGAGUAAUUGCUAUUACAAAUUGGCUCAUGGUGCACCGUAGCAGAUCACUUCAUGUCUUCUUCCAAGUAUUUUUCCUUUUUACAGAAUAUAUUUUUAUUUUUAUAUGAAAAUUAUAGGUGUUAAACUAAGACAUUUCACAUGUACAACAAUCACUUUCUGGAAACAAAUUGUCUAUUUUUAUGAGUCACAUUUAGUUUUGAGAUUUUUCUUUUUGAUAAAUUGUACUUUUAGUUAAGGAUAAUCAAAAUAUGUUGAGAGAAUAAUGAUUAUUUUUUUUAGUAUUUAGCAGUAUUUUAGCAAUCAUUACAUUAACACAGCUUACAUUCAUAAUGUGCCAAGAAACACAACAUUGUACAAUAUUAGUUUCUUUAUUGUAUAAAUGCUAUUUUUGUAUUGUGAUGAAUUAAGCUGUUGUGAUUCUUCAACUCAGGCAUGUCAUAAGUCUUAAGGCUAUGUGACUAAUAAUACAAUGAUUUCAUGCUCCA